This is a messenger RNA of Loxodonta africana (African savanna elephant), 2264 nucleotides long. It is a transcript of the gene HOXD4, whose product is annotated as homeobox D4. Gene Ontology annotation, molecular function: DNA-binding transcription factor activity, RNA polymerase II-specific; RNA polymerase II cis-regulatory region sequence-specific DNA binding. Gene Ontology annotation, biological process: embryonic skeletal system morphogenesis; anterior/posterior pattern specification; positive regulation of transcription by RNA polymerase II. The transcript is spliced from 2 exons. The record is from RefSeq and is a predicted model, not a curated record. Gene Ontology annotation, cellular component: nucleoplasm; nucleus. Bases 1211 to 1981 code for a protein of 256 amino acids. Lineage: Eukaryota; Metazoa; Chordata; Mammalia; Proboscidea; Elephantidae.
CAUAACGUUGUCUAUAUAUACCCUGUAGAACCGAAUUUGUGUGGUAUCCACGUAGUCACAGAUUCGAUUCUAGGGGAAUAUAUGGUCGAUGCAAAAACUGCACAUUUCUCCAAAAUAGCUAGAGUCAGAAGUGGAGGCAGAGGCCGCCAGGCGCCGAUCAGUGGCCUCUUUCUGUCUUUUUACCUUGGACUCCAGGAGCAUCAACUAGCCUGGUGACAUAGAGCAGCCUGUCCCUCAAGAAGCUAGUCACCUUUAAACAGAGGUUUCUGUGGGUGCUGCAGAGAACCCUAAUUAGCUGGGUGAAUGCUAGGUAUUGGAGGGUUGGAGAGCAAGAUGGGAGGUCAUCUAACCCCAACCCCAGGUCUGUCCCCCAAGGGCUUCCCAUCACCAGCUCCCUGCAUUUAGGAUCUGGUGUGAGAAGAAGGCGUGUGGGAACUUUUGGGACACAUUUGGGUGAGGUGGGAGUGCCCUCACCACCCCUCCGGCUCGCCCCUAAGCAACUGCACGGGCCCAAGGCGGCGGGAGUAUCUUGCCAUAGCCGUGAGACUGGCUUUCGCUGGGAAGAGCCGAGCCUGGGCACCCGCAGAAAGCUUGGCGGUUACUCAUUGCCUAAUUUGCUUCAGGCUGGCCGAAUUCUGGUAACUUUUGGGUGACCCUGACGAGGACAAAGCCAAGACGUGGCCUUUGUAUGGCAGAGUCCCCUCUCGCGGGCUAGUCGGGAGGGAGCUUUGCCCGCCUGGGGCCCUCUGCCCAACUCGGAGGCUGUCUUGCCUGUCCGCCCUGCCUUCCGCAUCCUGCGUUUGGGAUGUGGGGACUCAUUCCCCCUUGAACUGUGCCCACUCUUUGGGGGGCUGCUUUUAGGCAGGGGUGAGUGGAGAGGGCACCGAAGGUUAGCAAAGUCAGUGGCAGACAAAAGCUGGGAUUACCUGCAGGGAACAGGGGCGCUGGGGAUUGGAACUGCGUUAAUAUCUAGCGGGUGCCCUCAAAAUUUGCUGCAGCAAGUUGCUUUACUACACGUAUGUUAUUUAGUUAAAUUUGUGAAAAUUAUGAGAUGCUCACCAACCCGGUGAUAAACUCGCUCCCUCGCCAUUGGCUGCCCUGGUCACAUGGCCGCCCAACUUUAUUCAGUUGACAGCAAGUAGGAGGGCCCUAUGGAAAGGAAAAAAAAGACAACACGAGAAAAAUUAGUAUUUUCUACCUUCUGAAAUUAAUGGCCAUGAGUUCGUAUAUGGUGAACUCCAAGUAUGUGGACCCUAAGUUCCCUCCGUGCGAGGAAUAUUUGCAGGGUGGCUACCUAGGCGAGCAGGGUGCUGAUUACUACGGCAGCGGCGCACAGGGAGCCGACUUCCAGCCCUCGGGGCUCUACCCGCGGCCUGACUUCGGUGAGCAGCCCUUCGGAAGCGGCGGCCCCGGGCCGGGCUCGGCGCUGCCCGCACGGGGUCACGGGCAAGAGCCGAGCGGCCCCGGCGACCACUACUGCGCCCCGGGAGAGCCGUGCCCGGCGCCCCCGGCUCCCCCGCCCGCGCCCCUGUCGGGCGCCCGGGCCUGCAGCCAGCCCGGCGGCCCCAAGCAGCCACCCCCCGGGACAGCACUGAAGCAGCCGGCGGUAGUCUAUCCCUGGAUGAAGAAGGUGCACGUGAAUUCGGUGAACCCCAACUACACCGGCGGGGAGCCCAAGCGGUCCCGGACAGCCUACACCCGGCAGCAAGUCCUAGAACUGGAAAAGGAAUUCCAUUUUAACAGGUAUCUGACGCGGCGCCGUCGGAUUGAAAUCGCCCACACCCUGUGUCUCUCUGAGCGCCAGAUCAAGAUCUGGUUCCAGAACCGUAGGAUGAAGUGGAAAAAAGACCACAAGCUGCCCAACACCAAAGGCAGGUCCUCUUCGUCGUCGUCGUCUUCCUCGUCCUCCUCCUCAGCCGCCCCCAGCCAGCAUUUACAACCACUGGCCAAAGACCACCACACGGACCUGACGACCCUAUAGGAGUGGGGACCUUGGGCCUAUCCCUCCCUGUGCUCCUGGCCGAGCCGAAGCUACGGGGGCAGCCGGGCCUGCUGUCACCUCGCUGGGCUCUAAGGUACUGUGGGGGUGGACCUGGGACAAGCAGGCCGCCCUCGGACUAGGUUAGCAUCCUGCCCGAGGGCAGCCCCCUCCCUGGAGAGGGGAUGGGGGUGGGAGGGGAGCGGGAUUCUCUCUUUAUUAUUAUAUGACAAGAGCUACUGAGAACAUAAAACCUUGGGGAGUCAUUAAACUCAUGAAAAUCUCA